AUGCCAGCGGACCGCCUCUUCCAGCCCCUGAAGGUGGGCACCAUGGAUCUCAAACAACGUGUCGCCAUGGCUCCUUGUACACGCUUCCGCGCAAACAAUAAGCAUGAAAUCUUACCUAUGGCUGCACAGUACUAUGCUGAGCGUGGCUGCGUGCCUGGAACACUCCUUAUUACCGAAGCGACAUUAAUUUCGAAACAAGCUGGUACUUUCGACAACGUACCUGGCAUCUGGUCACAAGCUCAAAUCGACGCUUGGAAGGUCGUCACUAAUGCCGUUCAUGAGAAGGGCUCGUAUAUUUAUGUCCAAUUGUGGCAUCUCGGACGUACAGCAGACCCAAAGGCCUCGGAGAAAGAAGGCAUCACCAUCAAGUCUUCUAGCGCUGCACCUCUAGGUGAAGGUUUCGGAAUACCAAAGGAAAUGACUGUCGAAGAGAUCAAAGAGACGGUCGAGGAAUAUGCUCAAGCUGCAAGGAACGCUAUCGAGGCCGGUUUCGAUGGCGUAGAAAUUCACGCUGCACACGGAUUCCUCAUCGACCAGUUCCUGCAAGAUAAAUGCAAUCAACGUACAGACUCCUACGGCGGCUCCAUUGAGAACCGCUCCCGGUUCGCUGUAGAGGUUACACAGGCUGUCGUUGACGCCGUUGGCGCAGAGAAGACUGGUCUCCGGUUAAACCCCUACAGCGACCUACACGGCAUGAAGAUGGAUGAUCCGAUACCUCAGUUCACCGACAUCAUCAAGAAGUUGAAUGUUUUCAAUCUUGCCUAUCUUCAUCUUGUCGAACCACGUGUUGCCGAUGCCGACAACAUCGAACCCGCCGAAUCAAUUGAACCCUUAUUGCCGCACUUCAAUGGCACAUUGGUCAUUGCUGGGGGUUUCAAGCUCCACAAUACCAAGGAAUAUGUGGAGAAGCACAAGGAUACGGAUAUUAUUAUUGCGUUUGGACGUCAUUUCAUCUCGACACCUGAUCUGGUAUUCAGGUUACAGAAAGGAAUCGAAUUCAACCCUUAUGAUCGUGAAACCUUUUACUUCCCGGGGAGCGAGAAGGGCUUUAAUGACUAUCCGUUUAGUAAUGAGUGGAAGGCAGCGCAAGCACCUUGA
Messenger RNA from Bipolaris zeicola 26-R-13, 1098 nucleotides. RefSeq lists its product as uncharacterized. Gene Ontology annotation, molecular function: FMN binding; NADPH dehydrogenase activity. The coding region runs from base 1 to 1098 and encodes 365 amino acids. Lineage: Eukaryota; Fungi; Ascomycota; Dothideomycetes; Pleosporales; Pleosporaceae. The record is from RefSeq and is a predicted model, not a curated record. The transcript has a single exon.